AUGCAGGAAAGGCUCGAGAGAAAACCGACGGUAUUGCCAUCGGAAAGAGCUGCAUAUGCAAAUAAGCUGGAAUUAGAAGAAGAACUGCUAUUGGACUUAACAAUGAACCUUGACUCGUUCACGAUCUGUGAAAUAAAAAAAGAAUUCGAUAAAAAAAGCGGCGCAUUAGAUUUGGAAGAUUUUGUAAACAGCUUGAGGUUUUAUUUUGACCAAUGGAAGCCAAACUUAGAAAACCGAGAUAAAAUCAUGCUAAAACUAAUUAUUCAGCUAUUCAAAGACAUUGAUAUUAAUAAAAAUGGGAUAGUUGAAUGAGAAGAGUUCACGAAUUAUAUCAUUGAAAAAGCUACAGCUCUGAAUGCGAUGAAAAAGACCCGAACUGAUGUCAUUAAAAAUUACUCACUCAGUCCUGUUUUAAUUGCUUGUCCUAAUAGCAUGACUGUUGAAAGGCUUGUGCUGAUGGAGACACUUGAUAGAAUUGGGGUGAUUGAGGACUAUACACAUAUCGUCAAAUUUUAUAAUCCAGAAACGGGAAAAACUAUGGGAAAAGAGCUACAAGUACAAAAUGAGGAAUUUCAACAAAUCAAUAUACAUCAAGCUUCAUAUCUAUACAAAGGCCCAAGAAGGGUAUGGUCAAACCUGGCUGGGUCUACCUGACUAUCUGGCACUACCUGGCGGUCUGGCUCUACUGGCUUUACCUGGCAGUCUGGCAGCCUUGCUCUAUGUAGCUCUAAUGACUCUACCUGACAGUCUAGCUCUACUUGGUUCUACCUGACUCUGCUGGGUCUACCUGGUAGUCUCACCCUACCUGGCUUCAUUGCUCUACAAAAAUAUAUUACCUAGGUUUUGAAAAGUCAGUAGAACCAGACUGCUAGACUGCAAGACUGUUAGGUAGAGCCAGCUAGAGUCAAGAGCCGGAUUGCUAGGUAGAGCUAGACUCAAGGUAGAGUCGUAGAGUCAUGUAGACCCAGCCAGGUUUGACCGAGGGUAAUAGUAAAUAAUGCUGCAUUUUUACCUGAGCCUGAGUAUCAAUAUUUAGUAACCUUAUGCAAUGAUGGGACUAUUAGAUCUUGAGGCACAAAUGGGUCUCACUUUCACUCAAUGAACCACAAGGGUGGAUACCCAAUACUUUACUGUAAAGAGCCUCAGAGAGCAGUAGCAUGAAAUUACCUGAACAGGAUUUUAUAUACAGGAGACAGUGAAGGAGACAUCAAGAUCUGGAACUAUGAAGACCGAGAGUCAAAUUUUCCAGCCCAAGUCUUAAGUGAAGGCCACGAAGACCUGGUGACUGACAUUUUUGCGAUUCCAAAAUUUGAGUUUUUAUUUUCCUGCUCGCUAGACCGUAAAGUAAUUUUAUGAGAUACUAUAUCUAAUAAACCACGCAGAGUCUAUAGCAGCCAUACUCAAGGAGUCCUUUCUCUUGCCUUUAAUUCUGAGUACCGGCUUCUUUUCUCUUCUGGGUUUGAUCAUGAUAUUUAUGUAUGAAACCCGUAUAUUGACUCAGCAGCAUUUACUAUUGAAGGCCACAGUGCAUCAUUGGUAGGGGUUAAAGUACUCCCAAACAGUCCUCAAAUAAUUUCUGCUGACAUUGACGGAUAUGUAAAAGUAUGAGACAUAAGAAACUUAAGCUGCGUGCAGACAUUUAAUAUUGAAGAAAAACGAUCUGGAGAAAGGUUUUCAUUGAAUGAUUUUUUGUAUAUUCCCAAGCUGCAAAGGCUGAUAUUCGGAGGCAAGUCUUUGGUUUUUUAUGAUUAUGAUAAGAACUGUAGCCCUCACCUGGUUGACGAUAACAUCCCAUUAGGCUGCUAUUACACCCCAAAUUCACAAAAAAUGGUUACACCAAUUGUAAACAAAGUCAAACUGUGGAAUGCACUGACAGGGAAAUAUGAAAAUUUUUAUGCACCCUCUGCAGAUGGAGACAUCUCCUGUGCAGAAAUGGAUUAUUUAGCAAAGAGAAUCAUUUUAGGGAACCAGAAAGGUCAUGUCAGAGUGUAUAAUAUAAAGAAUGGGGCUUUGAUGAAGUCAUUAACUGACCAUAAAGCAGAAAUAAAUUGCAUUAGCUCGUCAACACAGCUUAAUUUAAUUGUAACGUCAAGCUUAGAUAUGGUCAUAAUGGUCCAUGACGACAAUGUACUUUCAGACUCACAUCUUCUUUAUUACGUAGAUGAAGUCUGAAGCAUUGCUCACUCACUAAAACUUGUGUAUUUCCUUGACAUGCUAGUAAUUGGUGCAGGUGAUGGCUCAGUUAAAUUCUGAGAUCUAGAAGCAGGUGAGCUUUCUGACCAUGAGUUUUCCCAUAAUAGAGAGAUUUCUGCUAUUCAGGUGGUCGAGCUUUAUCCCUUACUCCGACCUUUAAAUAGGAACAAAAAAAAAAUCUGUUUCAAUUUAAAAGGGGUUAAUUUUUGUUUUUUUAAAAAUUAAAUUUAUAUUUUUUCUCUAUAAUAUUUUUUUUUAAAAAUUCAAAAUAUAAAAUAGGCACAACACUUAAAAUUUAAUUUAUUUUAGAAAGAAAUAAUUAAAAAAUAAUCAGUUCAGUGUGAAAUCCUUUAAAUAGCAUUCUACUUUUAAUUUUCCAUUAAAUAUGGUCAAAACUAAUUUUAGAAAAAUUAGUAAAUUGAUCAGUAUUCUCGACGAAAAUUUUCCUAUUGAAAAUUUUUUUCCAUUUUAAAGGGGUUGAAGUACCCAAAAAAAUGAAAUUUUACCAAUGUUUAUGUUUAUGUUCCAAUUUAAACGGGGAGCUAGGUUUUCUCUUGUGAUGUGAGUGGAGAAGUAAAGCUUUGGUCACUUCCACCCUCCCCUUAUAAAUGGUGUAAUAUUUACAAGUUUUUAAAUUUAGACCAAGAAGGGGUGAAUUCAUAUGUACAGUCAACAGAAUAUGACAAUAAAAGGCAUAUUUUAUUUAUAGGCGAUGAAAAAGGAUGCCUUAAAGCCUUUUCAUUCGAAAAAUUAAUAAGCGUUCUUGAGAUUGCUCCUAUUUCUUCAGAUGGAAGAGAAAACAAGCUAAAAUGCUUACGCAAUCAGCUUGGAAAAGAUUUGCCUGAUCUCCCAAAGAAUUUAGUUUAUCAAAUAUCUUCUAUGAAACUGCAUUCAGAGUCGAUCCGCCAUUUGCACUUUAUGACUGAAAACUCUACACUGAUAACAACAAGCUACGAUAAAAAUGUGAAAUUAGUGUCCACAGAGGCUUGGGAGGUCAUUGGAGCUCUUCAGCAAGGCUUAAAUAUGAGACCCUAUGCCAAAACUGAGUUUGAAAGCCAAAUUCCAUGACGGUUUUAUUUGAAUACAAGUGCGAUUGAUGCCCAAAUUGACUCUGAAAUUAAUAAGCUCAGCCAGAACAUGGAAAAGCAGAAUUUAAACCCAAAGCCACAUGAUGAGAGGUCAAUGCUAAUUGAAGGUCGAGGCUUUAUGGAGCCGCAAACAUUAAUGAAUUUAAUUAAGGUAAAAAGGCCUAAUAAAUUCAGCAGAAUUCCGACUUUAAAAAGCACCCUAUUUCAAACGAAAAUAAAAAUAAACCCGCAAAAGCUGUCAAGGAACCAUUCUUUGAUGCUUGUAAAUGCUAAAGCAAUCAAAGAUAAGAAAUUGAGUGAAUUGAACAGGUCAAUGAUAGACAAAAAGAUCAGACCUCCUGAAAAAGAAUCAAAAUAUAAAAUUUUAAAUAAGUCAUUUGUUCAGCCAAGCAAAUUGCAAACAUUGCCUUCUCUUUCAAAUAUUUAUAAAAAUGACAAUUAUAAAAGCAGCCUUAUACUGCAAAAAAGAUUAAGCAAAAGUGUAUUCAAGACAGCAUCUAAGCUUGCUGAAGCAUUGUCGGAGCCUUACUUUUAA
Blepharisma stoltei is the source of this 3816-nucleotide messenger RNA. Lineage: Eukaryota; Ciliophora; Heterotrichea; Heterotrichida; Blepharismidae. The record is from the annotation of a GenBank genome assembly.